CAUGUUUUUAAGCUUUUGCCUGAAACUGAACUCAAUUAAAUCAUUUUGGCUAAUUUUAGCUCUGCUGACUGAAAAUGCUGAAGUCACGACCUUCUUCUCCGACACCAUCAACUGCUUCCUCAACAGACUCCUGGUGCAAGAGGUACAUAAAGAGGCCUUCUGUUGGUGCUGACCGUGUGCUGUCUUGGCGCAGCAACAACACGGACAGUUCAGAGGACGAAGAGGACAACCGAAAGCCUGCUAAAAUUAGCAGGAACGAUCGGAAUACAAAGCCCUUCUUUCCAAACAAAUACCAAUGGAGUAAAUUGACUCAACCCCUUCGUCCUUUCGUUUAUCCGACAUUUAACGAUAAGUUUCCGGAGCUGGAGGAUUAUAGCAGCGACGAGGAGACUCUUGGUCCUGAUUGGAAAUUUGAAAGGAUGGAUUGGUUUGGCUUCAGUGAGGGCUUCUACUGUGGGCACGAAGCGCAAUUGAAUUACCUCCACCUACCCAAAGAUCUCAAACAACCCAACGUGAAAUUGGAUGUGCUUGGUAAAGAGGAUGAUCUGCACCUGCCAAUUGACAUUUCUGAAAACAUCAAUGAGAUUUUAUCGUGGAUCAUGGCCUCUUUUCCAAGACCAGCUUUAUUCAACAAAACUUAUCCUGACGUGCAGUUCGUAUGUUCUCGUCUGGAGCUUGACAAUAUCAUGUGCUCAGCAUACCUGCAUGAUCCCAGAUUUCGAUACCAUGAUCAGAAUGGGUUUAUCAUUUCUGCAGUGAGAUUGCGUGGAAAGAUUUACCUGUCUUCGUUCUACACUAACGAAGAAAAACUAUCCAGGCAAAUCAAGCACAUUACUUUGGAUCUGCCACAGAGCUCCAUCGCUGGCCUCAUGUUCCACAAAAGUGUAUUGUCGGACGUUCAAGACAAGGAGCCUGAUGUCAACACUGCUUUCGACAGGAAAAGAGUAGAACUAUUUUCAGUCGAAAUUUUUAAAACUGGGACGCUCUCCAUGCUCAUGCAGAAUAAAUUCAAAGCUGUUAGAUCGGAGAAUGAUGUGAAGGAAUUGCAAGAAUUCAAAAUGUUUGAAGUCAAGACUGGCUUUAAACCUCAUAAGCUUUACAACUUAUUCCGCAAGUGGCUUCGCUGUUUUUCCGGCAACAUGAGCAGCAUGAUCAUGGGAAUCAAGGAUAGCCAGUGCUUGAGAAUCAAGGAAAUUGAAGAGUACUCCGAGGAUGCUCUUCUCCAAAUGUGUCAGGAACUGUAUAUGAACCAAAUACCUGCAUUGGAGAGAACUGGAGUAACUCUUCAUCCUAGGAGAGAAGUUUGCGUGUCUCAAGCAAAGAGGUUUCUCAACUUUGUCAGCACAAUCAUUACAGAUGACACUCCAGAAGACACUGUCUACACCUUUUCAUUUGAUCCAGAAUACCCUGGAAAAUUCAACUGCUUCAAGCUAGUUGGCCCUGCUAGUAAUCAUUACCGUUUUAUCAGUAAGGAUUACUUCAGUUGGUUGAACACGCAAAAGCUAUUGAAGUAGCUUAUAAAAGUUUGUUGUUCGAAUAUUAAAUUAGAUCGCAUGUAAAGCGUAUUCUGUUACCUAUAUCUAAAUUCGUAUUGCAAGAAUUUUGUGCAUUAAAAGCUAAAAAUACACCUGCCAAUUUGCAAAGCUGACAUGAAUAUACUUGUAAAUUAUCUUUUUUUU
This is a messenger RNA of Cloeon dipterum, 1679 nucleotides long. RefSeq lists its product as uncharacterized. Gene Ontology annotation, biological process: NAD-cap decapping; nuclear-transcribed mRNA catabolic process. The transcript is spliced from 5 exons. The record is from RefSeq and is a predicted model, not a curated record. Gene Ontology annotation, cellular component: cytosol; nucleus. Lineage: Eukaryota; Metazoa; Arthropoda; Insecta; Ephemeroptera; Baetidae. Bases 75 to 1514 code for a protein of 479 amino acids.